Argentina anserina (silverweed cinquefoil) is the source of this 1239-nucleotide messenger RNA. RefSeq lists its product as uncharacterized. The transcript has a single exon. The record is from RefSeq and is a predicted model, not a curated record. The coding region runs from base 334 to 1056 and encodes 240 amino acids. Lineage: Eukaryota; Viridiplantae; Streptophyta; Magnoliopsida; Rosales; Rosaceae.
CAAACCCUAAAAAUCUAAAACCCUAACCCAUUUCUGUUUCUGCUUUCUGUUUUGGACCCUCCAAAUAUUGCUAAUUUCUUUUCCCAACCUCUUCCAUCUCCAUCACCCACCACCCGUCUUUAUCAAACACAACUAUUUUUUUCCCUUCUCCCUCAAGAAAGCAAUAACUAAUCUUAUUGCAUCUUCCCGACUAUAAAUACAUAGCCAUCUCCACCACCUCACUCCAUCAUACUUUGCCCACCAAGAAACAUAGCUUUUCAAAACUCAGAUUCCCUCUCCCUCUCUAAGAAACAUCGCCUCUAGAUUUGGGUUUUGUUGUCUCCCCCUUUGGAAAUGGAUAACAGUAACCCUAAUGGCAAUCGGAAGAGACCCCGAGAUGAUGAUGACCCCGCCGGCUCGGGACGGAACGAUUUAGCUGAAUUCCGUCCUGAGGCGAAACUCAUCCGAGUUGAUUCGAGCAGCUCGAUCGACUCCGAUGCUAGUUCCGGCGAGUCCGCUGCCCGAGUUAACCCUGUUGACUCGGAGGAGUUCGACAUGGGCUCGGCCGAGGCGAAGAUAAUUCAGCAAGACCUGCUGAACAUACUGAACGACUCGGAAACCGUGACGGACCAUGACCCGGCGAUUCAGGGGCUGGACUCAUUGAUUAAGAGCUUUGAGGAGGAGAUAAAAGUUCCGGCACCGGCAUUUGCUCCUCCGGUUGAAACUACGUCGGCCUCGGGAGAGAUGUCGCCGUCGUCGCAGCCUGAUCUCGGUUACUUACUGGAGGCUUCGGACGACGAGCUCGGACUCCCGCCGACGAACAAUGAACCUCCGAGCGAGGACAGGAAAAUGGAGGCAGCGGAUUUCACGGCAAGACCUCCGGCGGCCGCAUUGGAUGGUAUGCUAGGGUUUGAGAACGACAUCAUUCCGCGUUACGAUGCGUUCGAUUUCGGAAUGGGUGGGUACUCGGAGAGUAAUGGCGUCGGGGAGUACGUGCCGUUAGGUGGCUUGUUUGACUACUCUGACGGCGGCGCGUCGGAGGUGCCGUGGCGGAUGGAGUCGCUUUCUGCUCUGUAGAAAUUAAAUAUUUGAACGGGUUUUCUGGGUUGCUUUUGCACGCGACCCGUGAACGGUUUCGAUAGGUAGAGAGCUGUAGUUGUUGAUAUCAGAGAGGUUGUAACUGUAAGUAAACUCAGAAAGAAAGAAAAGAGAUGAAACGGGAACAUGAAAUUUGGACGGGAACAUGUUUGAUUUUUGGCA